AUGGAGCUCAAGACUAUUCUCAUUCUCACUGCAAUCUACAUAGCCCGAAAGCCCCCGAGACAGGAGAAAGCAAACAGAACACGAGCUGACCCCUCACAAGCUGUCCGCAUCUUUCUCAAAUCGCGCAACUCGAGCCCAGCAGCCACAAUGUCGCACGGAAAAGUCAUUGAGGUCGACAACCAAGUCAUCUUCAAAGCUCUCGUCUCCUCCGGCCCUGUCGUCGUCGACUUCUUCGCAACUUGGUGUGGACCCUGCAAGGCCGUCGCCCCUGUCGUUGGCAAGCUGAGUGAGCAGUACGAGAAUGUUCGUUUCCUCCAGGUAGAUGUGGACAAGCUGCAGAGCGUUGCGAAAGAGCAGAGCGUGAACGCCAUGCCCACUUUUGUGGUGUUCAAGGAUGGCAAGGAGGUCAGUCGGGUUGUCGGUGGUGAUAUGAAGAAGUUGGAAGAGAAGAUCAAGGAAGUUUUGCUAUAG
Messenger RNA from Penicillium soppii, 471 nucleotides. Its product is annotated as thioredoxin family protein. The transcript has 3 exons. The record is from RefSeq and is a predicted model, not a curated record. Bases 1 to 471 code for a protein of 156 amino acids. NCBI's taxonomy places the organism in Eukaryota, Fungi, Ascomycota, Eurotiomycetes, Eurotiales, Aspergillaceae.